Messenger RNA from Rosa rugosa (rugosa rose), 1479 nucleotides. Its product is annotated as F-box protein At5g07610-like. Bases 338 to 1459 code for a protein of 373 amino acids. The transcript has a single exon. Lineage: Eukaryota; Viridiplantae; Streptophyta; Magnoliopsida; Rosales; Rosaceae. Gene Ontology annotation, molecular function: protein binding. The record is from RefSeq and is a predicted model, not a curated record.
UUCAGAUUCUCACCUUCUCUACUUCUCUCAGAGAUCAAAUUAACCUACUUCUGUCAGUCUUCCUCUUCAAUUUCAGGCAAUCAAUCAAUUGAUAUAAUAUUCAAUUUGGUGGGUUUUGAUUUAGCAGUGGAUUGAAGAUUUCGUGGUCAGAUGAACAUUGCGGUCGAAAUCAAUUGCUCUGGUAUGCUAUGAAACUGAGAGUGAACGAGGAGUAAGAAAGAAUUGCUAUUUUCCUUUACAGAUUGUAAUGUUUUCCCUGUUUUGGGCACCCAAAAGUCCAAAACAUAUGUGGUGAGCUUGAUUCAAUGACUCCGUCGCUCUCACACUGAGACAGAAAAUGCAGAGUGGCAUAGCAGCCGCAGAAACAGUUGGUCACAACGAAGACCUCCUCAAACAGCUCCUCCUGCGCUUACCAGCUCGAUCACUCAUCCGCUUCAAAUGCGUCUCCAAACUUUGGCUCUCUCUCAUCUCCAGCCCCAAAUUCUGCGAAUCUCACACCCUCCAAAACCCAAUCCCUAAAUUCUCCUCCGCCACAACAGACGCCACAACUUGGUUCAUCUCUCUCCUUCCUAACCCCAAUCUCAACUUCAUCCCGGACCCACAAGGCCUCAUGAUUCUUCAGUCCUGCAAUGGCUUGCUUCUGUGUACUUCUCCCGCAGAUAAAUUCACAAUCUCCAGACAAUUCAAAUUCUAUGUUGUCAAUCCCACAACUAGCCGAUUCUCGGAAAUAGCUCUUCCACCUCCCUCUCCUACUAAACCCGAACCCGCAAGGCUCUUGAGUGUUGCUUUGGCUUUUGAUCCUUCCAAAUCGCUUCAUUAUAAGCUGGUUUGCGUUUCUGGCUCCAGUACCGUCUCAGUCCAUCGGGAGAUUGAGAUUGAGAUAUAUUCGUCUGAGACUCGAACCUGGAGGGCUUGUAAGUCUGCUCAUAUGAGGUUUCCAACAAUUGGUGAGUUCCUACCUGGUGUAUACUGCAAUGGGAGGAUUCAUUGGUUCAGCAGAUUUUGUUGGUUGGUUCACUAUGACAUAGAUGAAGGGCAUUAUGGAGUGGUGGGUCUUCCUGGUCACGAUUUUUCGGUGGAAAGGGAAUGCAUUUGUUUUGGGGAGUCUGGUGGCCGUUUGCAUCUUAUUGAGAUGUAUGGGAAUGGGAUUGGUCUAAACAAGCUUCAUGUGCUGGAGAUGGGGAAGGACUACUCUGGCUGGUUUGUCAAGUACCGGGUUGAUCUUAAUCUCAUGACAGCCUUUCCUUAUACUCCUGCUGCAUCCUGUCAUCCAUUUUUCUUUCUUGAUGUAGAGGAAAACGAGGAACAGAAUCCAGUUAUUGUGCUGCGCAUAGGUGAUAAGUUCAUCUCCUAUAACAUCAGGGAUAAGAGCUGUAAGACACUUCGUGAUUUGUUCUCACAUCCAGUAAUUGGAUGGAGAGAUGCCUAUCAAUAUAUGGAGACUUUGGCUUGUGUGUAAAUGGUAAUUGUAUUCCGAUC